AUGCUUUCAUACAAACCAACGCCGCAAUUACUGCUGAGUCUGAGUGUUCUAAAACGGUACGUGGCGUCACUACCACACCCAACUUCAGCCACUACAAACUCCCUCAAUGCCUUAAUCAACCACCAUUCAUCCCAAGGUGCUCACUGUCAAGUUCUUGUUACCUAUGCCUAUAUGCUCACAAACCAUGUCCCUUCUGACGCCUACACCUUCCCCAGUCUUUUCAAAGCUUGCUCUUCUCUCAACUACUUUUACCUCGGCCUCUCCCUCCAUCAACGGAUCCUCGUUGAAGGGUUGUCUCUUGAUCCCUAUAUUGCCUCUUCUUUGAUCUAUUUUUACGCCAAAUUUGGAUGCUCCGAUGUUGCUCGCAAAGUGUUCGACUUUAUGCCUGAGAGGAACGUUGUACCUUGGACCACCAUUAUUGGGUGUUACUCGCGCAUGGGUCAUGUUCCUGAGGCCUUUUUUCUGUUUGAUGGAAUGCGUCUCCAGGGAAUUCCACCCAGUAGCGUUACCAUGUUGAGCUUGCUGUUUGGAGUUUCUGAGCUUGCUCACGUGCAAUGUUUGCAUGGUUGUGCAAUUUUGUAUGGGUUUAUGUCUGAUAUAAACUUGUCAAACUCUAUGCUGAAUGUGUAUGGGAAGUGUGGAGACAUUGAGGAUUCUAGGAAAUUGUUUGAUUCCAUGGAUCAAAGGGACCUGGUUUCCUGGAAUUCGUUGAUCUCAGCCUAUGGUAGGAUUGGGAAUCUAUAUGAAGUUUUUCUACUUCUUAAGACAAUGAGGGUACAAGGUUUUGAGCUUGAUCCGCAGACUUUUGGGUCUCUCUUGUCUCUGGCUGCAUCAAUGGGUGAGUUGAAAUUGGGAAGGUGUUUGCAUGGGCAGAUUUUAAGAGCUGGUUUUGACUUGGAUGCAUGUGUUGAGACAUCAUUGAUUGUAAUGUACUUAAAAGGUGGGAACAUUGACAUUGCAUUUAGAAUGUUUGAAAGGAGUUCAGACAAGGAUGUAGUUCUGUGGACAGCAAUGAUCUCAGGCCUUGUGCAUUGUGGGUCUGCAGACAGAGCACUAGCUGUUUUCCGACAGAUGUUAAAAUAUAGAGUGAAGCCAUCUACUACUACUAUGGCUAUUGUAAUCACAGCUUGUGCACAACUUGGGUCUUUUAAUUUGGGGACAUCGAUUCAUGGUUAUAUAUUAAGGCAGGAGUUGCAAUUGGAUCUUGCUAGUCAGAACUCUCUUGUUACCCUGUAUGCUAAGUGUGGUCACUUGGAUCAGAGUUUCAUUGUAUUUGAUAUGAUGGACAAAAGGGAUUUGGUUACCUGGAAUGCUAUGGUUACUGGAUAUGCUCAAAAUGGCCAUGUUUGUAAGGCCAUGUUCCUUUUUAAUGAAAUGAGGUCUUAUCGUCAAACACCUGAUUCAAUAACCAUUGUUUCCCUCCUCCAAGGAUGUGCAUCCACCGGACAACUCCACUUGGGAAAAUGGAUCCACGGCUUUGUGAUAAGAAAUGGCUUUAGGCCAUGCAUUUUGGUUGACACUUCUUUGGUAGACAUGUACUGCAAAUGUGGUGAUUUGGAUACUGCCCAAAGGUGUUUCAACCAGAUGCCAAAUCAUGAUUUGGUCUCAUGGAGUGCCAUAAUUGCAGGAUACGGCUAUCAUGGCAAAGGGGAGAGUGCAUUGAGGUCAUACUCAAUGUUCCUGGAAAGUGGAAUGAAACCCAACCAUGUGAUUUUCCUCUCAGUCCUAUCUUCAUGUAGUCAUAAUGGACUUGUACAGCAGGGCUUGAACAUAUACGAAUCAAUGACCAAAGAUUUUGGAAUUGUACCAAAUCUUGAACACCAUGCUUGUGUAGUGGAUCUCCUCAGUCGUGCUGGGAAGGUAGCGGAGGCAUAUAACGUGUAUAAGAAAAAGUUCUCAGAACCUGUGCUCGAUGUUUUGGGCAUAAUCCUUGAUGCUUGUAGGGUAAAUGGGAAUGAUGAACUUGGUGACACAAUAGCCAAUGAUAUGCUCAUGCUGAGGCCGACACAUGCUGGAAAUUUUGUACAAUUAGCACACUGUUAUGCUUCAAUAAACAAGUGGGAAGAAGUGGGCGAGGCAUGGACUCAUAUGAGAUCUCUUGGCUUGAAAAAAAUUCCUGGCUGGAGCUUUAUUGUCUUACAUGGGACCAUCACUACAUUUUUCACAGAUCACAACUCACACCCACAGUUUCAAGAAAUAGUUUGUACACUAAAAAUUCUGAGAAAGGAAAUGAUCAAAAUAGAGAAAGUGGACAUUAACCUUGAAAGCAGCCACAUCAUAUCAGAUUAA
Sphenostylis stenocarpa is the source of this 2289-nucleotide messenger RNA. Lineage: Eukaryota; Viridiplantae; Streptophyta; Magnoliopsida; Fabales; Fabaceae. The record is from the annotation of a GenBank genome assembly.